CUAACUUGACAGCGGUGGUGUUUCUGCGGGUUGCUGGACGCGGUGGAUAGCAGCCGGAUAGAAAUCUAUAAAGAUGGCCUCAGCAACAGCGACCUACGGGCAGAAGGAGUCUUCGGACCAAAACUUUGACUAUAUGUUCAAGAUCCUCAUCAUUGGCAACAGCAGUGUGGGCAAAACCUCAUUUUUGUUCCGCUAUGCCGACGACUCCUUCACACCGGCAUUCGUCAGUACAGUGGGCAUUGACUUCAAGGUGAAGACCAUCUACAGGAAUGACAAGAGGAUCAAACUACAGAUCUGGGACACGGCAGGUCAGGAGCGUUACCGCACCAUCACCACGGCCUACUACCGAGGAGCCAUGGGCUUCAUCCUCAUGUAUGACAUCACCAAUGAGGAGUCCUUCAACGCGUCGACUCAGAUUAAGACGUACUCGUGGGACAACGCCCAGGUGCUGCUGGUAGGAAACAAAUGCGACAUGGAUGACGAGCGAGUGGUGGGCGGCGAUAGAGGCCGGCAGCUGUCUGAACACCUCGGUUUUGAGUUCUUCGAGGCCAGCGCCAAGGACAACAUCAAUGUGAAGCAGACCUUUGAGCGCCUGGUCGACAUCAUCUGUGAAAAGAUGUCUGAGAGCUUGGACGCCGGAGAUCCCGCCGUCACAGGGGCCAAACAGGGGCCCCAGCUGACAGAGCAGCCUGCUCCUCCUCACCAGGACUGUGCAUGUUAAAGCUGACUACUCCCCCAAAACCCUUUUCCUCCCUCUCUCUCUUUGUCCUCCUUCAACUGGACCCCAGGGCCUCUGGUCCAUACUCCCAUCACCCUUCUCACUCACUUUCCUGCUUCUUUCUGUAACCUAGUAAGGAUAUUGGCUGAGGGGAGCCAAGAACCAGGUUGAAAUGGGUCUGAAAUGCUCUGAGGUGUUAUGGAACAGUGCUUGGGGUGUGUUUGCUUCUGGUUCUUUCUCAAAAAGGGAGCUAAAAGGUUUCAGUGCAGGUGUUGGUCUGAUGGCAAAGCCAGUUCAAUUAAACCAGAGUGUUUCAGACUAUUUGCAGCCCAGGUUCUUGAAGUUUCCCGACCCAUCUUCCGUUGUCUCCCUGUUCCUCAGUGUGUUUUUACAAGAAGGAUUUGACGGCGUCCGUCCUCAGAGUGCCAUUUAAAUCCUUCAGAUGUUUACAGUACUUUGUUUCAUGUCAGUCAAAUGUUUUGAAAAGAUGUCAGCCUCAGAUACGGUGACCAGGAAGGCCACAGUGGAGUUAAUGAAGGAGCUGAUAUCUGCUCCAUACUGAUGUGUUACAUCUCUUAUACGAUUCUGGAUACACACAGAAUCAAACAUACAUGGAUCUGUGUUUCAUUUGUUGUCUCACCUGGUAUCUAAACAUGGAUUUAUCAAGUGUUUUGUUUUCAUUAUCCAUCUGAGCCUUUUCAUUUGGCCUUUUUUUUAUGUUUUUACAUUUCUUUUUUUGUAUUCUGGUGCCCCAUUUAAUCUUUUCAUACAUACAACACUGAGUGAGGAAAAUAUGAACAAGAGCUAGUUAAAAAAAAUAGCAAAAACAUUAAGAGACACAUUUUAUUUAAUUAUAUUUAUUUCAAAUGUACAUAUAAAUGUUGUGCAAUAUAUAUAAUAUCUACAGGUAUGCAUUUCUGGAAAUGAAUUUUAAAAGGAAUGAAGUUCUAUGAGGAUAGUAUCAAAUAUAAGAGGUCUAUGUUGUAGGGUUUGUUUGGAUGAUGUGUGGCAGCUCCUGCUGUGAGUCGUUUCAUUUCCCCCGUCGGUUUGGUCUUAUGCUGCUUUCCUGAGAUGUUGCAAAGUCAGAAAUUCAAACUUCUUGCUAAGAAAAAUGCAGUGAAAUAAUUACCCUUUGAGUCUGAAUUACAAGUUGGAUAUUUACCAAUGUGUUUAUCACCCUCCAAAUCCCCUCAGUGUGAUUUGCAGCACUGCUGCUAAUAAAGGGAAACAUCUUAAAAUGGCUCCAAUAUUAGAGGAAGACGCUUGCUUGAGAAACUUUGUGCUGCAUCAUAAAUGUUGUUUUAAGCCAGACAAUGGCUGUAGUGAAGUUGACAUCAGAAGUUUUUUAAAAUAAUCAAACAAUUUAAGUGUUUUCAGAAAGCUCAAACUAAUCUAAGUUUAGCAAAAGCAAUGUAAUUAGGGUGGUAAAUUAUUUGAUGCUUUUUGUCCCAACGGCCUCAAGGUGUUACUGCCCCUGCUGUCACUAACAGACAAUGUAAAAAUGUAAAGAUAUUUGUGCAAUACAAUUUGUGCUCGCUAACAAUGCUACAUAUUGAUAUUACAGUAUUUUACAUCGGGCAGAAAGAAAGUCCUGCUGGUGUUUGUGAAGCACUGAGGUUGAAAUUAUGUCGUUAUAAAAGCUGAUAGCUGUUUGUAUAAUCACAGCUAAUUUAUCAAAUAUCCUCUAACAAAUAUCAUUCAAACUACUGACAAUUCUCUAAAAGAUGAUGGAGUAAGUUGAGAGGAUGAAAAUCAUGUUUUUUUGUUGGAUCAUUUUUAUGGUAUUUUGCCUUUAUCUGAUAGUUUGAGGGAGUGAAAGGAAGAAACAUCUGGAGAGAAUUGGAUGACAUACAGUAGACGGCAAGCGGAAACAGGUACGUUGCUGUUACAUAGAUCGCUUGGCCACUAGGACAGAGGUUUGAGUUUUAACAUCACUUAAACUACUGACAGUUUCUUACUGAUUAAUUAAAAGUUUAUUGACAGUACAGCAACUAUACAGGAACUUGUCUUGCUGGUGGUGAGGCUUUGUUGCUGUUUAGAUGUUAGUUGCACUGAAGGAGACUGUAUCCAGGCUCAGACCUGUAAUGUGUUUGCAGUUCACAUGUUUAAAUGCACAUUUGAUGGUACUGGAAAGACUAGAUUGCAAUAUCAUUAGUCAUGUAUGUGCUGAUCUCUUCUAUGUCCCUGAGCCUGCAGGACUAUGUUAGGUCAAGCUACACGCCAACACUCAGUGAUUGAACAUUUUUGUUGCUUAGUGACAAAAAGCCCAUAAUAAGACGUCUCCAGAAUAAGUAUUACAGAGUCUGUUUGUGUGUAAUGUUAUCUCCAAUGCUCAGUCUUCAGGUGAAGUAACAACCAUCAAACAGCUGGAGGCUGAAAUGUUCAGGUAGCUGCUGAGUAUCUAACGCUACUUUUGAGUCAAUACAGGAAUUAAAUUGUCUGCUCUGUGGUUCUGCGCUGUGUAACCACACUGCACUUCUGCUGACAGCUGUUUUUAUGUCUACAUAGCUUUACUCUUUCUGGGCUAACAUCAUCUCCCCUCAGAAAGUUUUAAUACAGUUUCCACAGUUUAAACUGGUUUGCCAGGUAUUCCUUCUUUUCACUUCACCAAAGAUUGCUGUAGAAGCAGCUCCCUGUUUUUGCUGUAGGGUGCCAGAAUGAGCAGUUUGACCAGUUUUAAACUGUAAUAAAACUGUAAUAAAACGAGUGCUUCAUGGUGGAAGUGAAUUCUGGUCAUUCACACCAUCAUUUUAUGUCAUUGUUUUUACAGGAUUGUUGGUGGUUCUGGUAAAAACAGAUAAAGAGGAUGGCAGCUAUGGAUUGGGGUGGGCAAAGCACUAUAAAAAAUCAUUGUGGUGGUCAAAAUCAUGAACUUCAUAGAAUCAUGUGUCUUUGACUAAAUAUUUAAAGCAAAUAUGAAUCAAAAAGCAUUUAUUUUGAGUAACUGUUGCAUCAGUCAGCUGGCAAGUGUAGCAUACGAACCUGAAAUCACAGACGAGCCACUGACUAUUAACGCUUGAGUUCCUAUCAGAAAGGGAGCGAUGAUCACGACAAACCUGGGAGACGUUUUUCUGAUCCUGCGUAUAUAUAUUUUACUUCUUACUGGUUGUGACUGUUUUCUUUUUCCGGUAAAAAUCCAAACUUUUAAACUGUUCUCCUUUCUAAUAUGUCUUCCUCUCUAUAUAAACCAGAUCUGUAAAUACUGUACCUUUGAGUCAUAUGUGUGGAUUGUGUUGUAUCGACUCAGGCUUGCAACAAAAAAAAAAACAACAAGGAGGAAAAAAAAGAGGAAAAAAGUCAACAGCAUCAGUAAAAAAAACUAAAAACCCCCAAAAGAGCCACGUUGUACUGUAUCUUCAUUCAUUUCUAGGCUUGCUUGUGAACGAAUGUGUCACUCUGUUACAAAGCAAUACACACAACAGUAAGAAAUGCCAUCCAGCUUGGUAGAGGUUGCCGACUUUAGAUCUUCUACUAGCACGCAGAAACAUGUACUUUAUUUGGUCUCGUAUCACUGCCUCUUCAAAUCCUCCUCAGUUUGGGCCAUUUAAGAUGAGAGAAAAUGCUGUGGAUGUUUUUAUCUGUACUUUGUGGUAAAACA
This is a messenger RNA of Morone saxatilis (striped sea-bass), 4316 nucleotides long. It is a transcript of the gene rab3ab, whose product is annotated as RAB3A, member RAS oncogene family, b. Gene Ontology annotation, molecular function: GTP binding; GTPase activity. Lineage: Eukaryota; Metazoa; Chordata; Actinopteri; Moronidae. The record is from RefSeq and is a predicted model, not a curated record. Gene Ontology annotation, cellular component: endosome; axon; plasma membrane. Gene Ontology annotation, biological process: regulation of exocytosis; protein secretion; axonogenesis.